Messenger RNA from Oppia nitens, 1302 nucleotides. RefSeq lists its product as uncharacterized. The transcript has 4 exons. Lineage: Eukaryota; Metazoa; Arthropoda; Arachnida; Sarcoptiformes; Oppiidae. The record is from RefSeq and is a predicted model, not a curated record. Bases 167 to 1255 code for a protein of 362 amino acids.
CGAUUUUGAAUGUUUGCAAAAACUUUGAAUUUAGUUUCGAUUUUAAGCUACUUUUUUCUGAAAAACAUUAGUCAUUAAUAAUUGAAUUAAUUAUCCAUUUUUCACUGGUUUUGUGACCAAAAGUUUAGAUUUUGAGAUCAAUCGAGUCUUUAAAAUUUGCUUCAAUAUGUUUAGACUAAAAUUGAUCACAAAUAAGAUUAACACAACAAAACUCUUAGGAUUGGUAUCGGUUCCUAUAUUGACAACAACACUAAUUGUCAAUAAAUGUUAUGAGAAUCAGACAUUUCAGUCAAGACUUAGAUCACAUUUUGGUCUGCGAUGUGCUUUCAAUGACAAACAAAUCACAGAAGUUUACGAUAAGAUUAAUUGUGUGGUUAAAGUCAAGGGAUUUGAUUGCGGAAUUAAAACCGGUGUUAUUGUAGAUAAUCAGUUAAAUCUGAUUCUCACCGCUUAUCACACUGUAUUGGAUUGUUUUCAAUGUCCGAUUGAAUUAUUAGACAAAUACAAUGAAAGCGAUCUAAUAAAUCAUGCAAAUGCUGGUAAUAAUCAAAUUAGUAGUUUAGCCGCUGAUGUUGUCUAUACGGAUCCAAACCUCGAUUUAGCAAUUCUUAAAUUGAAUGGAAUUAAAAGCAAUGUUCUGAAAAAUGUUACAAUUGUUGAUCAGAACCUACAACAGGGAAGUCCUAUAAUUAUGAUCUACACGGAGAAUGUGAAGAAAAGUUUCUGCAAAGGAGUGUUGAGUACGCCAUCAAUGACGGAAUGCUUCUCUGAAGACCAUCAAAGACACUUCAAAACAUUUGCAGACAAUAAAAGAAAAAAUAUGCAAUUGUGGACAAACGGAUCAAAAGAUUUUUUUGAAGGACCCGUCUUUAAUAUAGAGUCAAAAAUGAUUGGUUUCGCUAAUCGUUAUAUCGAAGAUCACCAUCAGUUGGCCGUUAAUUCGAAAGAUGUGAAUGAGUUUAUCAGAAGAGCUAAAGAACACAUACAAAGAGGAAUACCAGAAGUACAACAAAGAAGAAGUUUCGGAAUUACAUUGAAAGACAAAACAGUGGUCAAUGUGUUGACACAGAAUCCACAAGGCUUUCUAGCAAAAGAUGAAAUUGUUAGUAUCGGAGGAGAUACAGAUGUAGUCAAAAAACUCAAAGAGUCGAUAAAAAACGGCAACGAAGUCAUUGCUGAAGUGACCAGAGAAGGACAAAAAGUCCAGUUAAAAGUCACGCCUCAACACCAAACUCAUUGGACAUCUAAUAUCUAAUCAUUUGUGUCCACUCUUUACUCUUUCCUAAACUUUUAUUUCAUUUU